UUGCGUUAGUCCGCGCUGCAGUACGACGUGUUUUGCACUGCCUGCCAUGCCAACGCUACCUGAGGACGAGGCACAACCCAAAGGGGCACAACACACUUCCUGUUCUACUCCUGCCAGAGACACUACUGUUGAAGUGACAGCAUGCAGUAGACCUUCUAUUGUUCUUCCAGAGAAUGCUGUUACACCAGGUGUAGAAAUUGAUAAAAAUCUGGUUAGCAGGCCUCGCAGUCCUCAUCGGCGACAUUCUAACCGUACCAGUAGGAAUUCAAGUAGUUCAUUGACUUCUGUUGACAACAGUGGUCAUGUGAUUGAUCUGGUAAAUGAUCAGCUGCCAGAUGUCAAAAUAUCUGAGGAAGACAAAAAGAAGAAUCUUGAAUUACUAGAAGAAGCAAAGAAAGUGAGCGAGAGGUUUCUAAUGCGCAGAGGCAGAAAGUCAAGAAGUGGCCCUCCUGAGUCACCUACAGCAGUUUCCCCUACGCUUAGUCCUAAAGUUUCACCAGUAGCAUCUCGGAGCAACUCUCUCACUCUUCCAGUUCCAUCAGGGUCUGAUUUAGGUACAACCACUAGCGUAGAGUCAGUGUCUUCAGAGCAGAAUAACAGAAUUGGGAAAGAAGAUGACAGGCACUCUACAGAGAAUGCUGCAAAAGGAUUAGUUGAUCGACGGCUGAAUGAUCAAAGAAAGAUUUCUCAGGGAAGAUUGGUUCCUCGUUCUGCUGGUUUUGAAAACUCCAAAGAGAAACUCUCUGAACAAAAAGAAAACUUCGAUCCACGUCAGCAUAUGGAUCCUUUACCUAAAUCUUCCACUGCAGGUAGUGAUAAUGGCAGAAUGUCUCUUAACACUUCCAUGAAUGUGUGUGAAAGUGAACUUGGAAAACCAUUCCUCAAGAAAGUAAAGGAAAUUGAUGUUCCUUUAAGAACCCACCUACUGGGACCAGGAAUAGGAAAUAUAGACCAAAAACUAAAAAUUUCUAUUCCAGAAACUAGGGACCAUAAAGUUUUGUGUAAACCUGAAUUUAAAGUGUGCGGACUCCGUCCUCCUCUGCUACGAGCUGUGUCAUGGGAUAGCUUGGAACCUGGACAGAAAGAUAAAGCACCUUUUAAAUUACCAUCUGAGGAAGAUAAAAGCAUUACCGUUGCCAGUAAAUCUGGCAAUCAAUUAAAAGCAUCAGCAUUCAAAGACCUCCAAAUCCAAGUUCAACCCGUGAGAAUGCAGAAACUCACAAAGCUCAGAGAGGAGCAUAUUUUGAUGAGAAAUCAAAACUUAGUUGGACUUAAACUUCCUGAGCUUAGUGAAGCAGCUGAACAGGAAAAAGGUCCUUCACCUCUCCCCUCCCCCACUGAAGAGGAAGAGACAAAGAGCAGCUCGGAUGUCAUGCCCAGCAUUCCUGAUCUAUUGCUGCGAAAACUGCGAGUGCACAAAUCCCUUCCUGGAAGCUCCCCUCCACUUACCGAGAAAGAAGUUGAGAAUGUGUUUGUGCAACUUUCCUUGGCUUUUAGAAAUGAUAGUUAUACAUUGGAAGCUAGAAUUAACCAAGCAGAGAGAGAGAGGAAUCUUACUGAAGAGAAUGCUGAGAAGGAACUGGAAAACUUUAAAACAGCCAUUACGUCUUCAGCUGGCUUAUGGCAUCACUGUGAACACAGAGAAGCUUACCAGAAGCUGCUGGAGGAUAUUGCAGUGCUGCGUCGUCUGGCUGCUAGACUGUCUAGCCGUGCUGAAAUGGUUGGAGCUGUUCGCCAAGAGAAGCGUAUGUCAAAGGCAACAGAAGUGAUGAUGCAAUAUGUGGAAAAUCUGAAAAGAACGUAUGAAAAGGAUCACGCUGAGCUAAUGGAGUUUAAGAAACUUGCCAAUCAGAAUUCUAGCAGAAGCUAUGGUGCUGCUGAAGAUGGAGUACCUCGGUCAUCUAGAUCCAUGUCCCUUACUGUUGGAAAGAACAUGCCUCGGAGGAGAGUCAGUGUUGCUGUUGUGCCUAAAUUUAACUCGUUAAAUAUUCCUGGUCAGUCACCAACAGCUUCACCUAUACCUUCAAUGCCGUCCCUGUCAGAAUCUCCCAAUAAUGGAAGAAGCAAUCUAACAUCUACUCCUGUUCUGCCAGCACUUUUAGAGAAUGGAAAGUCUAAUGGAGAGGCUGACUGUGAAAACUCUGCCUCUGUGUUAACACAGAGUGUAUUGGAAGAGAUCAGUCCUGAAACUAAAGCCAAGAUAGAGGAGGAAGCAUAUAACAAAGGCUAUCAGGAAGGCUUGAAGAAAACCAAAGAACUUCAGGAAUUGAAGGAAGAAGAAGAGACACCAAAAGAGAGUCAGGAUGAGCAUGAAGAAAGUGAAAAUGAAGAUGAGAUAAAAAAACUGAAAAGCAGCAGACUUGAAGUCAUCAUUAAUUAUUUACAUAUACUGUAUCCCAAACUGUGUAAAAACUGGAAUGUGAUAUGGCUUGUAGUGCCUGCGUUAAUCAUUUUUGCUGUGGUGUUAUGGAUCUACCAUUCAUACAACUCCUGUGAUGAAAAAUCAGAGGGACCUGAAGGAAAGGCCAGCUGUUCUGCUGCCCAUCAAUAUUCCUGGUGGAACUCAGGAUUUCGGCACGAACAACGCACUGAAUAAUAAAGGAACAAACACAUUUAUGGUACCCGAGCAAGUACACAUGUUAGAACACAGUUAAAGGUAGCACUUAGUCAUCUUUCUGGCUCUUAA
Tinamus guttatus (white-throated tinamou) is the source of this 2686-nucleotide messenger RNA. RefSeq names its product inositol 1,4,5-triphosphate receptor associated 1 (gene IRAG1). Lineage: Eukaryota; Metazoa; Chordata; Aves; Tinamiformes; Tinamidae. The record is from RefSeq and is a predicted model, not a curated record.